Messenger RNA from Trichosurus vulpecula (common brushtail), 5619 nucleotides. It is a transcript of the gene RPAP1, whose product is annotated as RNA polymerase II associated protein 1. NCBI's taxonomy places the organism in Eukaryota, Metazoa, Chordata, Mammalia, Diprotodontia, Phalangeridae. Bases 168 to 4358 code for a protein of 1396 amino acids. Gene Ontology annotation, biological process: transcription by RNA polymerase II. The transcript has 25 exons. Gene Ontology annotation, cellular component: nucleus. The record is from RefSeq and is a predicted model, not a curated record.
GAGGGGAGGAGCCCGGCGCUGCGGGGCGGAAGUACUUUCUUGGCAGCGGAAGUGAUUGCUACUGCGGGGCAAGAUGGCGGCACCCAGCGGGGCCUAAAGCAGGGGAAUAAGAAGAGAACCCCACAGCCUGGAACAGAUCUCAGCGGGGAGGACUCUACGGUGACAAAAUGCUGUCAAGACCAAAGCCAGGGGAGUCCGAGGUGGACUUGUUGCGAUUCCAGAAUCAGUUUCUUUCUUCAGGGACUACCCCAGCUGUGCGAAUAGCAAGGAAAGUAAACAAGAAGGACAGAUGUGCUGAUGAGGAACUGCCCAUUCUUCAGGAUCAGCGGGAUGUGGUGACGUUAGACAAGCUUCCAGAUUUACCCCCCACUCUAGUCCCUGCUCCUCCAAAGAGGGCAAGGCCCAGUCCACGCUUCAAGCUGCCUGAGGACCAGGACCCUGAGGAGAGGCUAGAUCAGCAUGACCGGCACAUCACAGCUGUCUUCACCAAAAUUAUUGAACAUGAUACCAGUGCAAUGGCUGUGACCAUGCCUCUUCCCAGUGGAGUGGCUUUCCCCCGUGUUUUCCAUCGAUCACAGAAAGCCACCCAGGAGAAAACACCAACAUCUGGAAAGAGAAGCAUUUUUGCCCAGGAGAUUGCAGCGAGGAGGAAGGCUGAGGCAAACAACACACCAGUGCAGAUGUCUAUACCUGCCUGGGGCCAACAGGAUGGAUCCCUGACAACCGAAGCACUAGGACUUAGGGAACAGGGCUCGUGUGUUCCAGAGACUGGCAAGAGUUCCCAGGGGCCCCGGCUCAUCACUGGAGAGGGUCUCCAGAGUGAGGAUGCCCAGCGUGAGAUCCAGACCAUCCAUGAGGAGAACUUGGCAAAGCUGCAUGCCUUGGGCCCAGAGGAGAUCCUUGAAGAGCAGCAGAAGCUGCUGGCCCAGCUAGAUCCGAGCUUGAUCGCUUUCCUGAAGUCUCAACGUAGCACCAAUGGUCAGGCGGGAGUGGAAGGUAUGGAAGAACAGAAGUCGGGGACUGUUGUUCAUGAGACCCCCAAAGAGGAGCCAGUGGAGCCACCACCUCCCAGUGGGUACAAGUGGAAACAACCGGAGCUGGCCACCUCAGCUCCAGAAUUGCCUGUGACCCCUCAAAAGGAGUGGCUUCACAUGGAUUCUGUGGAAUUGGAAAAGCUUCAGUGGACCCAGGAUCUGCCUCCACUCCGACGGCAGAAAACCCAGGAGGGGAUGCAGCAGGCACGUUUCAGUCUCCAGGGAGAGCUGCUGGCCCCUGAUGCAGACCUGCCCACUCAUCUAGGCCUGCAUCAUCACGGCGAGGAGGCAGAGAGAGCAGGAUACUCCCUUCAAGAGAUAUUCCAUCUGGCCCGAAGCCAGAUCUCCCAGCAGAGAGCACUGGCCCUGCAGGUGUUGGCCCGAAUCAUCUCUAAAGCCCAGGGAGGCGAAUUUGGGAGUCAGCUGACAGACAGUGUCCUGCGCCUCCUGUUGGAUGCUGGUUUCCUCUUCCUGCUGCGUUUUUCACUGGAUGACAAUGUGGACAGUGUUAUUGCGGCUGCUGCGUGGGCACUCCGGGCCCUUUUGGUGGCUCCUGGAGACGAGGAACUCCUGGACAACACCUUCUCCUGGUAUCAGGGAGUGGCUGUAUUUCCCUUGAUGCCAUGUCAAGAAGAAGAAGAAGAAGAGGAGGAUGAAGAAACCCCAGCAGAAAAAGCAAGAAAGAAGAGCCCCCAAGAGACCCGACCCCCACCAGACCUGGCCCGACACGAUGCUGUCAAGGGUCUCCUGGCUACUCAGCUGUUGCCUAGACUUCGAUACCUACUUGAGGUGACCUACCCAUCACCCACUGUGGUCCAGGACAUUCUUGCUGUGCUGAUUCGAGUGGCACGGCACUCUCUAGAGUCAGCCACAAAGGUUCUAGAGUGCCCUCGGCUGAUAGACACCCUUGUUCGAGAGUUCUUGCCCUCAAGCUGGUCACCUGUAGGAGAAGGACCAAUUUCCCGCCUACAUGGCGUGCCCUGUGCUGCUGCCAUGAAGCUGCUCCGUGUCCUGGCAUCAGCUGGCAGGAAUAUUUCUGCGCGUCUGAUGAGUGGUUUUGAUCUUCGAAGUCGCCUAUGUCGCUUUGUAUCUGAGGCCCCCCAGGAAUUGGCCAUGCCCAUCCAGGAGGCUGAACAACUGAACACAGAGUCCUUUAGGCUCUGGGCAGUAGCUGCUACCUAUGGCCAGGGUGGAGACCUUUACAGAGAACUCUACCCAGUGCUGAUUCGGGCCCUUCAGGCCCUGCCCCAGGAGCUGAGCAUCCGGCCCCACAGCCGACUGGCCAUGCUUCGAAUCUCAGCCUUAAUCACCUUGCUCACCCACAUGACUCAGGCAUCGAGCAGCAGCGGCACAGAGCUCCAUGCCCUGGCCAGCAAUAACCCUACCGAGUCCAACCUGUCGCCUGUCCCUCCCUCAGUCACUUGGGUGCAAGUAUCUGGGCUCCGUCCUCUCGUAGAACCAAUUCUUCAGCAAGUCCUGAAGGAGCUGCCCCAGCCUGACACCUGGAGGGCCUUGGCCUCACUGCCAUCUGCCUGCCUGCUCUACCUAGCAGCCCACUAUCAGGCCUGGAGUCAGCAGCCAAAGCUGUGCCCUGGAGAGUGUCUUCAGGAUGUGGAGCGAAUCUCAAAGGAAUUGGUAUUGCCCCUGCUGAGUCAGCCUGCCUUUCAGGCCCUGUGGGAUUCACUCAGGCCCUGCUCCCCACUCUGCAAUCCACUGUCCUGUGCCCCAGCUCCAGAGUCCGUCCCUAAUCUUGUCUCUCUGGGUUGUGGGGGAGGCUGUCCACCCCUCAGUCUGGCUGGAUCAUCUUCAGCCUUCCCUUUCCUCACCUCCCUCCUCUCUCUUAUCAACACCCUGGUCCGAAUUCAUAAGGGGCUCUGUGGCCAGCUUGCUUCAGUGUUGGCUACCCCAGGGCUCCAAGAUUACCUGCUUCAUUGUGGAGCAGCCUCUCGUGCCCCCCGACUCACCCCAUUCUUGGCUUGGGCUCUGAGACAUGAAUACCACCUACAAUACCUAGUUCUCACCCUGGCACAGAGAACGGCUGGGCUCAGACCAGAUCCAAUGCCAGAUGCCAUUCUCUAUCACACUGUGGCACUAACACUAGUGAGUCACCUGCUGCCAGGCAGUGAGUCCCUGGCCCAUGAGCUGUUGCUGGGCCCUGUGUUCCGGCCAGAAUUUCUCCCGGAAGGAGCUUCAGGGGGGCCCGAGGCAGCUGACUUUUCCGACAAGUUAAAUCUGGGCAGCAGCAGGAGGCCUGGAUCAGGACGAGGGGCCCUGCUGGCAGAAGCAUGUCGGGACCUCCCCAGCAUUCGGGGCUGCUAUCUGGCACAUUGCACACUGCCCUACCCUGCCCUGCUGCAUUCCCAGGCCUUGUACUGGGGACAAACCCUUCACAUUCCUUCGUUGCUACUUCCCGUGCCAAAGGAGCCACUGCUGCCUGCAGACUGGCCCUUCCUCCCUCUCAUUCACCUCUACCACCAGGCCUCUGGCCCUGUCUCUAAGGCUCUUCCCUCCAGCUCACUGGGCACGGCCACCCGUGCCUUGCAAUGGGUGCUGGUCCUGGAGAGCUGGCGCCCUUCCAGCCUCCGGGCAGUGCCUCCUGCUGCCCGCUUGGCGAGGCUCAUGUGUGUGUUCCUGAUGGACAGUGACUUUUUCCGUGAGGCCCCCAUCCAGCACCACAUCACGGCCCUGCUUUCCUGGCUUUGCCAGCCCCAGGCACAGUCUCUCCUAAAGCUGGACUGUCCCUUGCCUGGCUUGGCCUCCUUCCCAGACCUCUACACCAGCUUCCUCGAGCAUUUCGAAGCCGUCUCCUUUGGGGACUCUCUCUUUGGCAUGCUGGUUCUGCUCCCCUUGCAGCGCCGAUACAGUGUCACCUUACGCCUUUCCCUUUUUGGGGAACAUGUGGGAGCCCUUCGAGCCCUUGGAUUGCCCCUUACCCAGUUGCCUGUGUCCCUGGAAAACUACAUAGCACCCCCUGAAGACAACCUGGAGCUCCUGAAACUCUAUUUCCAAGCCCUGGUGAUGGGUACUCUGUGCCCACACUGGUGUCCUGUGCUCUAUGCUGUAGCUGUGGCCCACAUCAAUAGCUUCAUCUUCUCCCAGGACCCAAAGAGUUCAGACGUGGUGGUAGCUGCCAGCAAGUGGAUGCUCCAGAAGACUUGGCUGCUGGCCAAUGAGUGUCUCAAGCAGCACCUUCUCUACUACAAGCUUCCCAAUGUGGCCCUGCCUGAGGGCUUUGAGUUGUACACUCAGCUGCCUCCCUUGCGACAAAACCGUCUUCAGGAUGUUACCAACGGACUAGUCAAGGAUGGGGUGCCAGGGUCUUAGUGCCACUGCCAGCAAAUGGACAGAUGACCAUAUUUUCCUGGGGACCCAAAGAGGGAUUCGCUCUUCUAGAGAAGAUGGGAUCAUCUCCAAGAGUCAAACAGAAAAGCUUGUCCUGUAGAGACAAGCCGGGGGCCUCCCUUAGGCCCUAGGGGAGCCUGAUGGACCGGUGCACUUAACUCCCUUCCAUGGGCUUGGGUCUCAGACAUCCUUUUCUCUGAAAAUGACCAGUGAGGGCUAGGCCGGCCUGGCUGUACCUCCUCCUCUAAGACCAGAGUCUGAUAGUUCAGUGGCUGUCUGUAUGCACUGAAAUAAAUAGUUUCUUCCUUUAUACUCUUCUGGCCACAUGACUUCCUCUUCUGUUGAUCAUUGGUGUCCAUGAUAUGUGGCAGCAUCAUUUCAGAGUUAGGGAUGGCUGCAGAUUGCUUGGCUCAGUCAGCCACACCCGAAUGAGCCUGUGCUUGGACAGGCCCAUGUCUGGCCCUGCGUACUCUGAUCAGACCACUUUUUAUUGAUAAUUAAGUGUGGUAGGGUCUGGGUGUGGGGACAGCCCUGUCUGUUCACACCCCUCUUUUAGAUUUCCUGUUGCUCAUCUCCACCUACUUCUUUUCCAAGUGGAUAUCUUAUCAGGACCUGCUUCUUCUUAGGAAGAUGGUCAUAGGAUGAGUAAAAGCAAGUGGUGGGAGGUUGUAGUGAGUAGUAAGAGAGAAGUUGCACUGAGAAGCAUUUAGGCUACAUCAGGAACCAUAUAAGUGAAGGUUACAGACUGCUCAGGAAGUGGGAUAUGGGGUUACUUGGGCCACAUCUGGAAUGAGGAGAACAAGAACAUAUGGCAGAUUGAUUUCCCCCAUAAGCCCAGCCUCAGGAUUGGAAUCCAGUCCUGAUCAGUACUGGCUGUGAUGAGUCCAUUAUGCCUCCCACGUGUAUAUCACUGCUUCUGGAUCUUUUUCCCAGUCCUACAUGGAAUUAGCCAUCUCAGAAGCCUAAUUUGAGACAUCAGCAGUCUCCUUAGUAGCAAUUGGUCAACACCUGUGUCCAUCAACCUCUAAUCCAGAGAUUGGGAGUGGAGGGGAGGAAAUUGGUUCAGAGGCAGUAAUGGGAGAUGUCAUACUAUCUGCAUAUACAGAUAGAGGUAAUCAGUGCUCUCAGGGUUUUCAUAUCCUUCCUUUGGUUUCCAUUUUAACUUUGAACUUUCUGUCAUGUAAAACCAAGGAUCAAGACACCCAAUGGUUUGUUAACAAAAACAAUAAAUACAGUGUAAAGC